Molecule: messenger RNA, 2205 nt
Organism: Raphanus sativus (radish)
Lineage: Eukaryota; Viridiplantae; Streptophyta; Magnoliopsida; Brassicales; Brassicaceae
Product: zinc finger BED domain-containing protein RICESLEEPER 2-like
Exons: 3
Coding region: 1-2205 (734 amino acids)
Molecular function (GO): DNA binding; protein dimerization activity
Source: RefSeq, a predicted model, not a curated record
AUGGAUUCAUCAAUAACUCCUAAUGGAAAAGACAUUGCCAAUCAAAGAGACCAAGAGACAGAAACCCAAGAAACACAACAAGAGUUUGCAUCUCCUGACAAUUCAGGAAAAAGAAAAGAAGUUCCCAGCUCAAGCAGAGCUACAUCUCAGCCAGCGAAGACCACUAAGGUGUUUAGCUCACGGUCAACUGUUUGGGAUCACUACACAAGGACACCAAACAAUCGAGACAAAUGUGUCUGCCACUAUUGCAAGAAGACGUUCGCUUGCCCAACCAAAUCCGGAACAUCCAACCUGCAGAAACAUCUUAAUACCUGCAAGCAUUACAAAGCGUGGGAAGAGGGGAAAGUUCGUGCUCAGCCUGUGAUCAGCGAAGAUGGUUAUCUGAAGGACGCCAAGGUUUCAGAAGAUUUGUUCAAGGAAGCUACGAAUGAGAUGCUUGUCAUCAGUGAGAUGCCACUUGCCUUUGUUGAAAGCUUGGCAUGGAAGUGUUUCUGCAACAAAAUGAAUCUGCCCAAACCACACUCGAGGAGGACUGCAACAAGACAGAUUGUUGAGAUGUAUGUGAAGAGGAAGGCUGCACUGAGGGAAUGGUUCAAAGUUAACAAGCAGAGAGUGUCUUUAACAACUGAUAUAUGGGUCGCUCAAUCAACAGGUGCUAGUUAUAUGGUGAUCACAGCUCAUUUCAUCGAUGCUGCUUGGAAACUGAAGAAGCUGAUCCUUGGUUUUAAGUACAUCACUGAUCACAAAGGUCAGACCAUUUCAACCGUUCUGCUUGAUUGUUUAUCUGAGUGGGGUAUAGAGAAGGUUUUCUGUAUCACUGUUGAUAAUGCGACUGCAAACACAUCGGCUCUUAGGAAAUUUAAGAGUAGUUUUGCAUUGCUUGGUAAUGAUGCGUUUGUUCUGCAUGGGGAUUUUAUGCAUUUGAGAUGUUCUGCACACAUCAUAAACUUGAUUGUGAAAGAAGGUUUGGCUGCAGUGGAUUUUAAUGUUUCUGCUAUCCGUAAUACUGUUUCUUAUGUACGAUCAAGCACAACUAGGCUUAGAUCGUUUGAGUUAAGGGUUGAUUCAGGGAAGUUAACAAGAGGAAGUUUGCCAUUGGAUUGCAAGACUCGCUGGAACUCAACGUAUUUGAUGUUGUCAAGGGCUAUUGAGUUCAGGGUAGCAUUCAACAAGAUGGAGGCAGAGGACCGGCUAUACAAUGAUCACUUCUUGGAGUUUGAGAAUGGAAUCAAGCGCAUUGGACCUCCUGAGAUUGUUGAUUGGAAUGCAAUUGAGAGGUUAGUGUGGUUCCUCAUCAUCUUCUACAACUCUACUUUGGUUGUAUCUGCAUCGACUUCUCUGAACUCCUUUAAAUGCUACGGUGAGAUAGUUACAAUAGAGAAGAACUUGAUAGGAUUGACCCGUAGUUUAGACUCGGAUUUGAAGGGUAAGGCUGAGGAGAUGCUUAAGAAAUUUGAUAAGUAUUGGGAUGGUAUGAGGAACAUCAACAAGAUGCUGAUUGUAGCUACUGUCUUUGAUCCUACAAAGAAGAUGCAGUUUGCUAAGAUGUGUUUCGAGAAACUUUAUGGUAAAGACACUGCAGAUGCUCAAGAUAUGUUUCAGUCUGUCAUGGAUGUUCUUCGGGAUUUGUUCAAAGAGUACAGUGCUCGGUUUCAUACUGAUGAAGGCGUUCAAGCAUCUCAAGCUCCACAACCAGCAUCAUUCGGUAGCCAAGAGCAGCCAGCAUGUGAAAGAAUCAAUCUGAUUGAUGAGUCGGGGUAUGAGAGGAUGGACUGUAUGUAUGCGGAGUUGGUUGAUCUGAUAGAGGAUCGAGAAGCAAAAGAUGAGUUGGAAACUUAUCUGAAAGAGAGUGUUGUCAAUCCGAGAACCAUGCUUGGAGUGGAGUUUGAUGUUCUGUCUUGGUGGAAGGUUAAUUGCUCAAAGUUUCCGAUUCUUGCAGAGAUUGCUCGUGAUGUCCUUGCGAUGCAAGUGUCAUCUGUUGCUUCUGAAAGUGCAUUUAGCACUAGUGGUCGAAUCAUUUCCCCUCAUAGAAGUUGCCUAACUCACUAUAUGAUUGAAGUGCUAAUGUGUUCUGAGCAAUGGAUGAAGGCAGAUCUUCGUGGCAGUGAAGGCAGAGUGGUGACAAUGGAACAAAUUCUUAGUGAAUUUGAGUAUGAAGACAAGCUCAAGCGAGAUUAUGAUUCUCAAGCAACACAAGAAGAAUAA